CUCCAUCUCAACCAAUAAUCAAACUUAAAGAACAGGACUAAAUCAAAUCAAACUUUAUUUAAAGUACAUUUGUGGAUUUAUUUGAUUUAGUCCUGUUCUUUAACUUAUAUUUUUGGUUGAGCUGGAGAUGUGAAUCCAACAUAUCAAUUAUCAAUUUGUAGACAAACUGGAAUUAAAGCCAGACUAAGUGUCACAGAUGGAACUAUCCACGCAGAAGAUACAUCUCCUUAAAAUGCUCCUUUGGUUGUGUUGACAACAAAUGAAUAAUGUAUAUGUUGCAUUCACGUCUUCAUCUCAACCAAAAAUCUAAGUGAUUCAACCAGUAUGUGCCCUGUGGGAUGACAUAGGACUAUGUCCUUGCCCUGAGAUUAAAAGUGGUAUCUGGUAGGCAGAGGAAAUGUCCACAAAAUGUAUUGCUUUUCCACAGUAGUUUUUAACAGAUUACCUCCUGACUACAUCCAUUCUGUUUUCUCUAUGUUUGUACAUAAUGUAUUAUGCAGUCCAUCUUUGAGCCAUCUUCCUAGUUUUCCUCUUGGAGCCAGCAGCAGGUGGUCCACACCCAUGUCACUCCCUCUAAGCCGGAAGCCCUCUGCAGGUCAGCGCAGGCGGCCAGUGGCCACUAGCAGUGGGCGCCAUUCCUAUAGCGAUGCCUCCAAUACCAACACUUACCCCGGCAGGGCUAGUGAGGGUAGUCCUACAGCCCGGACAUAUCCUGGCCCACCUAAGCAUCAGGUGAAGCAUGCAACCUGCAGUGAUAACCAUGGGAUUUGGCCCCCCACACCAGAGCAGUACCUCACCCCGCUGCAGCAGAAGGAGGUGUGUAUCAGACACCUGCGAGCCAGGCUGAGGGAGAAUGUCCAGAGGCUGCAGCACAGGGACAGUGAGAUAGCUGAGAUGAAGACCCAGCUGUGUCGGAUGCAGGAGGACUGGAUAGUGGAAGAGUGUCACCGUGUCGAGGCCCAGCUGGCUCUGAAGCAGGCGCGCAGGGAGAUCCAGCAUUUGCACGAGGUCGUGGAGACAGUACGAUCAAACCUCGGCACCCCAGAAAAAGCCCCCUAUGACAAAAAGCCAUACCUCUCACCGCAGAGACCCCGGCCUACAAAGUCCCGCUCCUGUGGGUGCUCCCCAGCCAGCACCCUGAGCCGCAGCACCGCCUACACCCGGCUGAGCAGUGAGGCCCUCUAUGUGGACCGUAAUGGAAACGCCCCAGGGCCUGACCUGCAUGCAGCGGCACAGGUAGAAAGGGGGCGGACCCACCUGCUUCUGGAGGCGGCCCUUCUGUCAGAGCAGCAAACCCCAUCUGGCCCCGCCCUGGUCCACGGCCCCUCCUCUACCAUGCCACGCUCCUCCACCUACGAGAGGCUGUGCAGUGGAGGGGCUGUGCUGCCCGUCUCCCACUCCUGCCACUCCCUGAGUAACAGCUGCAGGUGCAGUGGACACACCUACCUCCCUCAUCACCACCUCUUCCUUCACCUCCCCCAGGAGGAGCCCUCGGCUGCAGUGGCGGUGGCUGCUGCUAUCCCCGUGAGGGAGGCAAAACCGGAGGUCCGAUCCCAGGCCUGCAGCCCCACCAUGACCUGGGUCUCAGAGGAAGGAGGGGGAGAGGAGCUGAGCAUCAUCUCCCUGGCAACAACCAACAUCACCCCAGCCUACUCAGAGCAACAGCUGUUCCCUCCCUCCUUGUCUUCCUCCCCUCCUCCCCAGCUCUCCUACAACCUAGAGCCACUGUCUCCAGAUGGCCAUGUGGAGAUGACAAUGAUGCCAACAGUGGCCCAAACCUGCCAGCCCAAGCCUGGGCCAAUGUUAUCACCAGAGAGGCAAGGAGGUGUGACAGGGGUGGAGGAUGAAGAGAAGGGUGAAGCUGUUGAGGCUGUUGAAGUUGACGGUGAAAACGUUGUGGGAGGGGAAGAGGGGGUGGACGGUGCUCCCCAGCGGAACUUCUGGAGCCGAUACUUCCUGGUGGACCUGUUGGCAGUGGCCAUGCCGGUGGUGCCAACGGUGGCCUGGCUGUGUCAUGGGGCCCCGCGGGAGGUCAUGCCUGUGUACCACAUCGGUUCUCUGCUACGGGGUUGCUGCGCUGUGGCCCUUCACUCUCUGCGACGCGGGGGACGUGGCCCCACAAGCAUGAAUGGGGCGUCCAAUAUCUGACAACUUUACUCCUUAGCCCCCUGACUUCCCUCACAGCAACCAUGCAACCCCAACCUCUAACGAGUCACAGCCAGAACAGCAAUCAGACUUUGAUUUUGACUUGAACUUAUAUUGCUUUUUAUUAUUUUUAUUCUCCACCCGUCUGAUUUGAGGAUGACCUUGAGAUUUACAUGAUUUGUUUGUUAGAUUUGUAAUAAUGCCUAACUAUCUAGGAAAUCAAAUGCAAUAGUGAUUUGAUGGGGAAUGCGUGAGACUGCGUGAACUUUUUGCCACUGGUCUAGUGGCUCCCAUGACUGCACAACUCAUUGCAUGUAAACCUGAGAAAUGUUCAACCCUUUGCUAUUAACUCACCUUAAACAGAACCUUCAAAUACACACCUGCUACAUUUGAACCUUGAACACUUUGACAUACUGUAUUCUCCAUGAAUCUUCUUGUUGUCUUUGAAAUUGGGGUGAACAUGGUUCACCUUGUUAAACAUCAGCAACAUUUUCUUUUAGAGCUAAGUCAACGAGGGACCUGAGUGGGAGUUCGAGUUGAAUGUUUUUGAAAAAUAAUUUUCUCAAGAAAAUAUGAGAAUGUAGAUGUUUGCACAACGAAUGGGAGAUUGGGAAUCUAUUACUUUUCAGGGAUCAAACGUUUAUCUUCUGGUUUCAUUAAUUGUAUUAAUAGUCCAAGGAUAAGAGUACAAUUCUGAACAAGUCUAGCACUGUCACUAUCCAUGUCCAAAUGCUGAAAGCAAGUACAAUGCCAGCUAUGUAUGUAUUUGUUGGAAAUACAUUUGUUGAAUUUCAACAUUUACAAUAUUAGGAAAUUAUCAAUUAUUUUCAAAAGGCUAGAUAUUUCUUUCAAACAUUGCACUUUUUUCCACUUUCAGGACUAUACUACUUUACUUUUCAUCACACAUUAACCAUGCAAGUCUACUUUUGAGCCACAUUAUGCCGCUAAUGCUACAGUGAUAGAUUCUCAAUUAUUCCAAUUCAGAAGUCAAAAGCAAUAAGAAAAAGCUAUGAUGAAGUCUUUACAAGUAUUGGUAAAAUUGCACAAAAAAGCUGUAGAAUACAAAGUGUAAAUAGACCUGGAUGUAUUUCUUCUUCCCUUUGAAAAUAAACUGAAAGUUGCCUUUGUCGGUUUGUCAUCUAUUGAAGUCUGCUUCGGGAGAAUUAGACACAUGGGAAUCAAUAUGAAAUAAAAACAUUUGAAGUCUCUUUUUGACAUUGUUAGAACAUAUCCAAAGCUCUUAAUGAGGAAUAUAAUACAUUUUUAUUAACCAAUGGGGUGAGAGUUGACUCAUUGGGGAGGGGGGCAAUUUUACAUAUCCAUAGUUUGCUGAUGUUCCUGACAAUGUGUGCUGUGGUACUGGGUAUGAAAAACAUUUUUAUCACAGAUCAGGUUUUGCUAUUAGAACAAAAGGUUUUCAAUUUUGCAUUCCUUGUGAUUACUAAUGGAUUUCAAACAUGUCCUUUAGCACUUCUCAGAGAAUUGCUAGAAUCACUAGAAUUGGUCUACAGUGGAGAACCAUUUCUCAGAUACUGCACAACAGAAUAAAAACAGUGACGCAAGUAACAUUUAAUGUAGACAUUUUUUCUUUCCUAUAUAUCCUAUUUUAAAAAACACAAUAUCAUGCCUACUGGGUGUUAAAGGAUAUUUUUUAUUCAAACACACCAUAGGAAAUUGACCCAUUUUGUUGCUUGAGAGGAAACUAUACUUGUCAGCAUACUCUGCGAGUUCUGUACUAUAAUAAUGACCUUUAAUUACGCAUUUUUAUUUAUAUUUAUAUAUAUAUAUAUAUAUAUAUAUAUAUAUAUAUUCUUGCCAACAGAGUGUGCCAUGCUAUUCAGUGUUUCAUACAGAAAGUUGAUGCAACUGAAAAAAAUCUAUAUCAAAACAUCACUAAUAUUAAUUUAAGUCAACUUCUGUAAUCCAAAUGACAUUACCUGAUCCAUUUAGGUAGUCUUUUUAAAAUAUUUUUAAAUCACUUAUGUUCACAUUUUCAAAAAAGUUUCUAAAGCAAGGCCACUCACAGAGCCACAAGAAAUAGAUCAAAUUUAAUAUGUGUGUAAUGAUACUUUAUCCCAAAUUUUGCCAGUACUUACCCCUGAUGGCAGGCAUGACUUACAAAUUUGAAGUAAAAAAAAAAGAAAAAAAAAAAAAAA
Messenger RNA from Oncorhynchus mykiss (rainbow trout), 4301 nucleotides. Its product is annotated as syntaphilin. Gene Ontology annotation, biological process: neuron differentiation. NCBI's taxonomy places the organism in Eukaryota, Metazoa, Chordata, Actinopteri, Salmoniformes, Salmonidae. Gene Ontology annotation, cellular component: mitochondrion; cytoplasmic microtubule. The record is from RefSeq and is a predicted model, not a curated record.